Molecule: messenger RNA, 483 nt
Organism: Arctia plantaginis
Lineage: Eukaryota; Metazoa; Arthropoda; Insecta; Lepidoptera; Erebidae
Source: the annotation of a GenBank genome assembly
AUGAGUCUUUCAGAGCUCUCAAAUGCCAUCAAUUCCAAAGCCUACCCUCAAUUACAGCAAUACUUCGAGAGAGCCAUUAACGAGCUAAUGGACAACCUGAUCAAGGGGCGUGAUAACUUUUCACAGAAGGUGUUCUUAUCACCUUCUGGUAGAGACAGGUGGACUAUUGAAGAACUAUCGAAUGAAAUAAAGGUAGUUCAAGACUCCAACGUUAAUGACGAUCGCAGAAAUGCAAUCUUCCAAGCUUAUGGAAUCUACCAGCAGAAAGCAGAAAGCGGCAUAGUACUGAAAGAUAUCCAAGUGGUAACCCCUGCGAUGGACAUUUCAGUAUGGACUUACAAAGACCUGACAGCAGCUCGUGGCAACGCUAAUAUUGAACCUGAACUUUUACAGCAUAUUGACAAUGCUCUUGCCGAAAUAGAGAAGGACACAUCAGGCAUGGUAACUCGCGUUGGACUCCUACCUCACGAACCAUUCUUUUAA